This is a messenger RNA of Cyclopterus lumpus (lumpfish), 3168 nucleotides long. RefSeq names its product centrosomal protein 78 (gene cep78). Lineage: Eukaryota; Metazoa; Chordata; Actinopteri; Perciformes; Cyclopteridae. Gene Ontology annotation, molecular function: protein binding. The transcript has 16 exons. Gene Ontology annotation, cellular component: centrosome. The record is from RefSeq and is a predicted model, not a curated record. Bases 154 to 2541 code for a protein of 795 amino acids.
GUGGGCGGGGCUUUACUGACGCAGCAGCGCCACUUUUGAGCUGCUCGUCCUCCACAUCGUCAACAAUAACACAAGUUGUCAAACUGUGGCAAGGACCGCGGAGAGAACCGAGCCGUGGAGACACAGCCUCCAGCCGUACGGGGAAGAUCAAAGAUGGUUCAAGAUAGUGCUCACAUUCGGCGGCGCAGUGCCCAGGACUUCAUGGCGUGCUAUGACUUUGCCUGUGCCAGACAGGAGUCGGUCCCUCUCACGGCUGUUAGGAUGAACCUCGACAAAGGGAUGCUGGACUUCAAUGGAGACAGGGUCAAACUCCCGGACUGGCCACCCAUCCUCAGCUCCAUCUGCAUCAACAAACACCUGCACCACAUUGCAAUAAGUAGCACAUACCAAACAAGUCUGGCUUCUGGAGACACAGAUAGAAGGCACUAUAAGUCUAGCUUCAGGAAGCGGAUCCCAGCUAUUCGCUCUAAGGACAUGACAUUUAAGUUGUGCAAGGCCCUGAGAGAGUGUCUGACUGUCUCUUCCAACCUCAAGACUCUGCAGCUCAAUGGGCUUCCACUCAGAGAGAGGGACCUCAUUACCUUGACAAAGGGUUUUUCAAAAAGUGUUUCCUUGGAAAACCUAUCUCUGGCUAACUGUCCAAUCUCUGAUGAGGGCUUAGAGGUCAUCUGCCAAAGUGUGAAGUAUUCUACGAGCAUCAGGACGGUAGAUUUUACAGGAUGCAAUCUCACGUGGAGAGGGGCAGAGCAUAUGGCCAACAUCAUCAAGCAUCAGGGAAUGCAGAGGCAUGGUACCGCAUGGGCCGAGUCUCUGAGGUAUCGGAAGCCACAGUUUGAGGGAAUGGGAGGUCUCCGGCGUGUCACCCUGAACUGUAACACUUUGAUUGGGGACCGGGGUGCUGCUGCUCUAGCGCAUGAAGUGGCAGAGGACCUGUGGGUUAAAGCUUUGGACCUACAGAGGUGCGGCCUGUCCAACGAGGGAGCUCGUCGUCUGCUGGAAGCCUUGAAAACGAAUACUGCUCUUUGCGUACUGGAUAUUCGCAGUAACCCUUUAAUUGACAAGGUCCUAAUUAAAACCGUCUUAGAGAGAGUACUGAUGAAUGCUGACGGACAGUCACCCGAGUUCUGCUGGAUCAAGCCUGCAGCCUCGGAGCCACAGAAAGCCUCCGGUCCAAAGAGGCGAGCACUACCCGGCACAGUCAGAGGAAAGACUACAUUUAGGAUAGCCGCUCGUAAAGGAACAUCUCCUGUGGGACGUAGUUCAGGCGAUGCUCAGACCCAGAAGCCCUUUUCCCACUCCGGUUAUGUGCCUUGGCGUGCUGCUGCACGAGCUGGGCGUCAGAGAGGUCUGCCUCCUGGAGAUUGUGUGAUGGAUCAAAGCUUUCAGGGGGCAGCUACCGUGAAGGUCACUGUGGAGUCGGACUCGGAGGGAGAGGAGGACGAGGAAGGCGACGAAGAAGUGGUGGUGGAAGGGGAGAAGGGACCCCCUUCUCUUGGUCUCCAGGACAGGAUCACCGGGCGGAAGUUUGACCACAUGCAGAUGGAGCUAAAAGAGUGUCGUCUGAGGCUGGCAGAGGAGCGCAGGGCCAGACUGAAAGCUGAGUCGAGGCUCAUGGAGCACGAGUUGGAGAAUGCCCGUCUUCGUGACACCAACCUCUCCCUGUCGGAGGCGCUUGCAGCCACCGGCUCUGCAUCGGCACCGCCCGCUCUCGGUGCUCUUGAAGACGAAGCGGUCCUCGAGAGCAUUGAGAGUUCAUUUACCAAGUUCCAUGCUUUCCUGGAUCUCCUCAAAGAUGCUGGCCUUGGUCAACUGGCUUCACUGGCUGGAAUCGACAAGUCCGAUUUCCACCCUCCUGGAAGGCCUCAGCUCUCGUCUACAGUCGGACCGUAUUCUGACGGCGCGGCGUCACCGACUGGAGGGGAGCGCCGGGAUGUCCGGGUAACGGCCGACGCGUCGUCUUCAAUGAGGGUAGGCGGUGUGUUGGCUGACACCAUCACUCCCAGACCUCCGUCCUCUGCCAGGGAGUUUUUACGUGAAGACAGGCUCCUAGAUUUGACCUUCAAUCAGGCCUCUGUAAAUGCAGGAUACCCUGGUGUUGCUGGAGAAGAGGAACCCGACACGUAUUCAAAGCUUGAAAGCCAGCGUGACUCGGGUUCAGAGCGCAGCUUCCGUAGCCAAAAAUCCUUUGACAUGGUUCCCUUAAGUCAAACUUUUCGGACUCGGUCCAGCCAGCCCAAGAGCAACGGCAGCAACUCGCACAGGAGCAACGGCUCCCACGGACACAGCUACAGCAGCAGCUACGCUCACAGUCAUUCCUCCCACGGCAGCGGGACUCAUGGGGGGUUGUCCGUAAGAUCGAGCGUUAGCGACAUGAUGAGUGACGGGUCAGAGUCUGUGGGGUCGGUGGGGUCAAGGAACAGGGGAAAGGGAAGGCUAGUGACUGUCGGUCAGGCAGAGUCGGAGGGGAACGCCUGUCCUGGGAGGGAGGCUCUGGAGCAGAUUAGGUCUCUGGGUGGUCAGUCAGAUGAUGAGUCCUUCUGACCCGCAGUCCAGAGGAGUCGGAAAAGCUCCGCCUCUCCGUGAUCUCAGUGCCUGCUCUUUGUAGCUAUUUCUGUUACGUCUUCUUUUUGAAGUAUAGAUUUAUUUUUUAAAUCUUCGGAAAAGACGCACGAACGGACGUCGUAGCGUGAGAAGUCAAUUAAACACCUCGUUGCAUCGAAGCCAAAUCCCAGAUGGAGUUGAAUAUCCUUUUCUACAUUUUAGUCACGGAUUGACAAAAAUCUAAAUGCGAUGCCAUUUCUUAGUUUUGUAGUCGUUGUGUAUUUUUUAUAGUUUUGCAGAUGCAUUUUGCACUUGGUCAUAUGUACAGAAUUUUUUUUUAAAUAAAUUUCUUUUAAUUAAUUUUUAAUUCAGUUAAGUGUGGUAGUAGACAUUAGGGUUUUCAAGCUAACACCACCAAUCAAGUCUCAAUCUGCAAAUCAUGUGGUAGCUUUUAGAAGAGAGAAAGAAAGUAAAACCAGCUUGUUUCAUAUCUACUAUUGCUGUUUGACACAAUAUUGUUUAAAGAGAUUUUUGAUAAAUGUGUAAUCUGUCCGUUUUGCCGUACAUUCCAGUAGGUUACCCUCCCAUUGCUGAAAGUUUAAGUUUAAAUAAACAUUAUGCAAUGCA